Molecule: messenger RNA, 1005 nt
Organism: Sporothrix brasiliensis 5110
Lineage: Eukaryota; Fungi; Ascomycota; Sordariomycetes; Ophiostomatales; Ophiostomataceae
Product: scp-like extracellular protein
Exons: 2
Coding region: 1-1005 (334 amino acids)
Cellular component (GO): extracellular region
Source: RefSeq, a predicted model, not a curated record
AUGAAGGCCUCUUUCGCCCUUGCUCUUGCCGGCUCCAUCCUGGCCGUGGCCAGCCCAAUCAACAAGCGUGUCUUGCACACUGAGGUCGUCACCGACCUGGUGUACGUUACCGUGACCGUCGACCCGCCGACCACCAAGCCGACUACGCACCACACCACCCACGCUAAGCCGAAGGUGACUUCUGUCAAGACGACCUCUAUCAAGACGACUUCGACGACUCCUCCCCCUCCUCCGCCCCCGCCUACCACGACGUCGACCCCUCCCCCGCCGCCGCCGCCACCCACGACAUCGUCCACGCCCCAGGUGUUGACGAUCACCGUCACACCUGGCCAGGAGUCUCCGAGCCCGAGCCCUGCUGCCGCCAGCGUUGCGGCUGUCCAACCUGCUGCGGCCCAGGCUCCUGCUGAGGUCGUGAGCUCGUCUCCUGCCGCUGCCUCCACCCCGGCUGCUUCCGGCUCGAACUCGAACUCGCAGCCGUCUGACUUUGGCAGCACUGCCGUCUAUCACCACAACCUGCACCGUUCGAACCACUCUGCCCCGGCUGUGAGCUGGAAUAGCGACCUGGCCAGCUAUGCCGCCACCGUUGCCGCUUCUUGCGUGUUCGCCCAUGACUUGUCCCCCGGUUCUUCCACUGGCUCGUACGGCCAGAACAUUGCUGUUUACGGUGCCUCAGGCGAUGUCUCCAGCAUCGACUCCUCCAAGGUCGUCGCCCAGGCUAUUACCGACAUGUGGUACAACGGUGAGGUCUCGCAGUUCCCUGCCGACGGCUACGGUGAAAGCAACCCCGACAUGUCCAACUUUGAGGCCUGGGGUCACUUCUCCCAGGUUGUCUGGGUCGAGACCACCGAGAUCGGCUGCGCUUCGCAGUACUGCCCUGCCGGCACCAUCUACAGCGGCAUGGCCUCGUGGUUCACCGUCUGCGACUACCGCGCCGAGGGUAACAUGGGCGGUGCUUACGGCAAGAAUGUGCUGCCUUCCUUGGGCGAGGCCACCGUCACGGCUUAA